GAUUCCCAACCAAAGGGGGGAAAAAACAAGGGAAGAAAAAAAGUGUAGAAAGUGCAGAGACAAGAGGUUGCGCUGCAUCUCAUCCUGCAGAGCCCCUCAGAAAGAAGCAGAGUUAAGGCAGAAAAAGUGAGCAAAGGUUUACUGUGUGUCUCUCUGAGGAGAAUGAGAGUGCAGAGAAGAAGUGCAUCCAGAUGUUUUAUGUUCUCACUAUAUCCACAGUCUCUGCACAGCUCUGCAUGCUCACAAGGAUAAGGAACAUCUCCACUUUGAACUCACUUUGAACUCAAAUCAUUGGAUAGCAUGCAUUUUCUGUGAAAAGGACUAUUUUGUCUGUCUGUUUUUUUGUUUUUUUUGGGGUGUCCACAGAAUGGAGAGUGUCAAACUGCUGUUGUUGGAUAUAUUGUGGAUCGUGGCAAUGUCUGCACAAGGACUUUCUGCUCCAUAUCACGACAAUGAGACAGUGCCACUGAGGAAAAGACAGGAAACAGAGCUGGAGGUAGCAGAGAUGAGGAUGCUGAGGUUCUCACUGGGAGUGACCAGGAUGGAUAGGAUCGGGAAGGAGUACAUCAGAGGGACAAUACAAUGAUUGACCUUCUGGCAGCUUUAAACAUGUCUCACCCAAAAAGCGGACUGUCCAGACUACACACUCCCACAGGGAUCGUGUAUAGAAUUCGUCCCAAAGCGCCUCACUUGACCCUCCCUCAGGAAUAUUCCCAGAUACUGCACUCCAACCUCCAGGGAAGCAUGGGGUUACACUUUGUGGGACACCAGUUACAGGGCAUCAACAUCACCCUUCUGUCCCUCUCCACGUCAUCCUCACCCAUUUUUCAACUCACUUCCUCCACUCUGGAGGACACUCUGCGUGUGGACUACCAGACGGUGGGAGGCGUUCAGAGCUUUGUUUUUCCCAGGAGAAACCCCUUCUCCUCAGGGGAAUGGGUACAGUUGGCCGUCAGCCUGGAGCCAAGCAGGCUCGUAUAUUUUGUGGACUGUCAAGAAGCUGAAGUUGUACUAAUAAAAGAAGAGGAGAAGUUCAAUGUGGAACUACCCCAAGAUGUUGUUAUUACUCUGGCCAGCACACCGGGGAACAAAGACAGCAAGUUUAGUGGUCAUUUCAAGAAAGCUGAGAUUUCCAUGAAGGCAUAUCAGAAACGUCCUUGGCACUGUGACCAUGUUACAGAUGUUCUCCUUGUAUCCAAACACAUGCAGCACAAUGACAGUGUCCCAGCAUUACAACAGAAUGUGUCUUCCACCAGUCAAGCCACUCGGACACCUCUCCAAACCGUUAUCCAAUAUCCACACAACAUCCAGAGUGACCAGCUGCAAAGAGGAGUGGUCCUGGGACCUCCAGGACUUCCUCAAGGGGGGAAGCCUGUUUCCCAAGGCCCGAGCAAGCUGGAGACCAGGCUGGAGGAUCUGGCUCGUAUGGUGGACAUGCUCAAAGCUCAGAACGAGGAGCUGGAGUCGCGAGUACGCCACCUGGAGGGAUGUGAGUGUGUUAGGCGGUUGUGUGUGUGGGAAGGUCGCGAGGUGGAGGAUGGACGACGCUGGCAGACGGACGUCAACACUGUGUGUGUGUGCACAUCUGGAACGGUCACAUGUCAAGCUAAUGUAAUAGAUUGUGAGACGGACAUAAGAGUUCAUAAUGUUUCCUACACUGCUCAUACGUGUGAGGGUGGUAACAGGGAGUGUUCGACGGUACCCUGCCCUCCGCUGGACUGCACACAAAAGGAGAGUGUACCCGGGGAGUGCUGCCAGCAAUGCAGCAGCUGCAUCCAUUCAGGUGUGCAUUAUGAUCACGAUGCAAAGUGGAGGCCAGCAGAGAGUCCCUGUGACGUCUGCCACUGUUUGGAAGGUGAUGUUCGCUGUGAAAGGGAGCGAUGUCAUACGCCUUGUAGCAACCCAGAGCCUCCUCCACACAACUCCUGCUGUCCUGUGUGUCAAGGCUGUGGUGUGAAUGGACACAACUUCCCAAAUGGCGCCGUCAUCCCCACUGGAGACCGCUGUGAAGAAUGCACAUGUGUGGAUGGAAAUAUAGCUUGCUCACCUCGUCCAUGUCCUGCCCUGUUUUGUCCAAAUCCUGUGCAUCGUGUUGGUGACUGUUGUCCACGGUGUGAUCAGUGUGAGUAUGAAUCCACAGUCUACCUGGAUGGACAGAAGUUUCCAUCCACAGGUGACCCUUGUCUGCAGUGUCGCUGCUCUGCAGGUGAAGUGUCCUGUGAGCGUUUGGAGGCGACUUGUCCCGCGCCGGCCUGCAGCCAUCCAGCUAAACGUAAGGGACAGUGUUGUCCAACAUGCAACGAGUGUGACUUUGAUGGGAGGGUGUAUGCAGAUGGGAAAGUGUUUGUCCCACCUGGAAGUGGAUCCUGCCUGCAGUGCAGGUGUAAGAGUGGGAAUGUAGUUUGUCAUGAAGAGAAGUGUCCUCCUGUGCAGUGCUCCAACCCCAUCAUAGACCCACAUCGGUGUUGUCCUAUCUGCAAAGCGUGUGUGCUGGAGGGGUCCGAGUAUGAAGAUGGGUCCAGGUGGCACCCAGGUGAUCCCUGCUCCAGUUGCACAUGUGUGGAUGGAAACGCCUUGUGUACUCACAACCAGUGCCCCCCCACCACCUGUCAGCAUCCCACCAAGACCACUGGUUCUUGCUGUGCAGUUUGUGACAGCUGCACCUAUCACCAUCGUAUCUAUGGCAACGGGCAGAGGUUUGUGACACCGGACAAGCCCUGCCAAGUCUGCACAUGUCUGCAUGGCACUGUGGAAUGUGAGAGAAGACCUUGCCGCCCACUCAACUGUACCAACGCAUACACACCACCUGGGGAGUGCUGUCCUAAGUGCCCAGAUUGUUUCUUUGAAAACCACGUGUUUGUGGAUGGACAAGCCUUUCCCAACCCAGUGAGUGCGUGUGAGGAGUGUAAGUGUGCGAGUGGCAGAAUCGACUGUCACCAAGCGCAGUGUCCUCGUCCUCACUGUAACGCUCCUCUGUCGGGAACAUGCUGUCGCAACAACUGUAAUGGAUGCAGCUAUGCAGGAAGGGAGUAUCACAAUGGCCAGGAGUUUGCACACCCGACUGACUCAUGCAGGACCUGCAGCUGCAUUAAUGGAAAUGUCCAAUGUCUGAAGAAGAGAUGCCCACCACUGUCAUGCACGAACCCUCAUGCAUUGCCUGGAGAAUGCUGCCCCCAGUGCCCUGUGGCACCCUUAGACUGUGAGUACGAGCGACAAACUUACAAACACAGUCAACGUUUCUACCACCCGACUGGCAACUGUCAAUUAUGCUCCUGUACCAAUGGAACUGUCCACUGUCAGAGGAAGCCUUGUCCCUUUGCUUCCUGCUCCCAUCCAAUCACACGGGACUGUUGCCGAACAUGCGAAGGCUGCCUAUAUGAAAGUCGAGAGCGAGCCAAUGGGGAGAUGUGGGAUGAUGUUUCGGACCCUUGUUCUGUAUGUGUGUGUCAUGAGGGGUCUGUAAGGUGUGAGAGAAAGCGUUGCCCCCCGACAGACUGUAAGCACCCGGUGCAGAGACAGUGCUGCAUGUCCUGUGAUGGCUGCAUGUUUCAAGGGAGAGAAUACGCUGACGGAACCGAGUUUGUAGACGACAAAGAACCCUGUUCUGUUUGUUACUGCUACGGGGGGGAUGUGGUCUGCAGCAAACUACCCUGCUAUGGAGACUGCCGCCACCCUUACAAAGCACCUGGACAAUGCUGUGGAGAGUGUGAACGCUGCUUUUAUAAUGGAGCUGUCCUUGCUAAUGGACAGUCCUUUCCAGAUCCGGGCAACCCUUGCUCUGAAUGCACCUGCCAGACUGGCACUGUGCGCUGUGUGAAAAAGUCAUGUCCUCCAGCGCUCUGUCCUCACCCUGUCACUGACACAUGUGGAUGUCCUAUCUGUGACGGUUGUCACUUCCAAAGUGAGAAUUACAUUGAUGGGCAGAUCCUUGCAGGAGGAGAAGAUGGCUGCCAAGAGUGCACGUGUUCAAGGGGCGAGGUAGUGUGUACAUCGCGAAGGUGCCCAGUCGUGUCUUGUACUCAUCCGGCACUGGACGUCUGUGCAUGUGGCGUGUGUGAUGGAUGCAACUUUGAUGGGCGGGACUGUUUCAACGGAGAGCGAUUUGCUCAUCCCGUGGAUCAUUGUCAGCUCUGCUCCUGUCUGAAUGGCGGCGUGGUGUGCGUACAUGUGUCAUGUCCAAGUGUGACCUGUUUGCAUCCAGUGACCCCCCCAGGGGAGUGCUGCCCUGUCUGCACCGGGAUUUGUCGAUAUCAGGGGAAGGAAUACCAGUCCGCCUCAUCCUUCCCUUCACCCUCUGACCCCUGCUCCUCCUGCUCCUGUCUGAACGAGAUGGUGACCUGCCAAAGGAGACCGUGUCCAAUCCAGUGUUCCCACCCCAUCCCGUCAGACGCCUGCUGUCCCGUCUGUGACUCCUGUCUAUUUGAGGGUGUGGUCCACCCCCAAGGCUACACAUUCACCCUCUCCUCCAAUCCUUGCCAGCGUUGCACCUGUGUCAGAGGCACAGUUACCUGUGUGCCCCUUGUGUGCCCACCCACACCCUGCAGCCAAGCCGUCACCAAGCCAGGACAGUGCUGCCCUGAGUGCACAGCAUGUAUGUUGGAUGGACAUGAGUACAAUGACGGGGAGGUAUGGACCUUGGGUUCAAACCACUGCUCCACAUGCACCUGUCAGGCUGGUGUAGUACAGUGUACGUCUCCACAGUGUCCCAAGCUGACCUGCAUGCAUCAUGUGACUGAGCCAGGCGCAUGCUGUCCUCGAUGUAGAGGUUGUAUGUAUGAUGGAGGUGAGCAUUCGGAAGGCAGCAACUGGUUCGCCGACUCGUCUCACUGCAGGAGCUGCAUGUGCGUUGACGGAGUGACCACUUGCUCUGAAAUACGAUGCCUGUCUCCGUGCACCAACUUCAUCCAAGUGCCCGGGGAGUGCUGCCCUGUGUGUGCAGACUGUGUGUUUGAGGGCAGAGUAUACGGUCCAGGAGACAGCUUCCAUCCUGCUGGAGAUCCCUGCCAGGUCUGCACCUGUGAGGUGAUGCCAGAUGGAGAACAGCACCUGCGAUGUUACCGCAAACAGUGUCCAAGUCUGGUUGACUGCCCUAAGAAUAACAUCUUGUUCUCUGGACCCGACUCCUGCUGUCCUGUUUGUGCACAGCCCCUCAGUAACUGCACUGCUACACUGAUUGGCAAUGAGGUCCUGGCCACAGAUGACCCCUGUUUUACCUGCCAGUGCAAGGAUCUAACAUGGACCUGUCUCCAUCGAGCCUGCCACCCACUGACUUGCCCCCCCAGUGAACAGUUCACCCCUCCAGACUCGUGCUGUCCGGUGUGUAAAGACUGCGUGAUUGAGGGUCAGAACAGACGCAUGGCGAGCGGCAGCCGAUGGACGGACAGCGACGACAGCUGUGUUACAUGCACCUGCAAUCUGGGCUACAUUGAAUGCAGCAUUGAGGAGUGUUCAUCUGCACCUUGUCUGAAUAACCAGAGAGCAGUAAAGGUAGCAGGGAAAUGCUGCCAUGAAUGUCAAGACACCGGGGUGUCGUGUUUGCACCAGGGCACGUUGUAUCAGUCUGAUGAACAAUGGCAGGUGGACGAGUGCACCACUUGCACUUGUGUUUCUGGAGACGUGCACUGUCGCAGUGAACGCUGCCCUCCGCUCACCUGUGCUACAGAUGAGAUGCCAGCGGUUGUUCCAGGUUUGUGUUGUCCUCACUGCAUCCCUCGCCCGGCCACGUGCAUCGCGUUUGGCGAUCCUCAUUACCGCACCUUCGACGGCCGCAUGUUGCACUUCCAGGGGGCGUGCACCUACGUUCUGGCGAAGGACUGCGAGGGAGGAGACUUCAGCAUUCAUGCCACUAACGAGGAUCGUGGCCGUAAAGGAGUGUCAUGGACUAAAGAGGUGACCGUCUUUAUCGGUGAUGUCAGAGUACAGCUGCUCCAGGAUUGGCUUGUCAAGGUCAACGAUGAGACAGUGACGCUGCCAUUCCUCAGAGAACCAUACAUCUACAUAGAACGCAAAACCAACACCAUUCUGCUCAAUACCAACAUCGGCCUCAAGGUGCUAUGGAGCGGUCGCUCCCACCUGGAGGUGAGCGUUCCAGGGUCCUACAAGGGUCACACAUGUGGCCUCUGUGGAAACUUUAACAACUACCAUCAGGAUGACCUCCGCAUGCCUGGUGGACAGAUAAGCCUGUCAGAAGCAGAUUUUGGCAACAGCUGGAGGGUGACAAAUGGAAGCCACACCCUUUCAUUGUGUCGGCCCGGGGAGGAUGUCGACCCUUGCAAGGAGGCGGGCUACCACGCCAGAAAAGGUGCUAACGCUCGCUGUAAGGUCCUGAAGUCUGCAGUCUUUAUGCCUUGCCACCGUGUGGUCCCCCCUGAGGCGUGGUACGCCGCCUGCGUGUACGAUCUGUGCGCCUGCGGGGCCAACACUGACGAGUGUCUGUGUGACACACUGGAGGCCUACGCCAGCCAGUGUCGAGAGGCCGGGGUGGUCCUACGCUGGAGGAGCCCAUCGCUGUGUGCUGUGGGCUGUCCAGUGGAGAGGGGAUUCGUGUUUGACGAGUGCGGCCCCCCAUGUCCCGUGACGUGCUUCAACGCCGCCGUACCACUAGGGGUGAUAGAGAGCCACUGUUUCAAGCCAUGUGUGCCCGGCUGCCAGUGUCCCGCCGGGCUGGUGCUGCACAACAACUACUGCAUCCAUUCCAGCAAAUGUCCCAAAAUAAUUCAUGGCAAAAACUUGUGAUGAUGCUUGAAGUUUCACAUUUGGAGACGCACACUGCCGCCAUCUUUCAUGCACACUCGGCUUCAGUAGAAGAAAAGCUCAUGGAACCUCAACAUGUUCUUUAUGGCUGAAUAUGCGGUGCUAUUUCUAGAAGACAAGGGGUCGUAUUGUCAAUGUUUUUUGGUUGAAAAAAAGCUUGAGAAUAAUAAAGAAAAACACCCUUUUUAGACUUGUAACUGGUUUGACACUUAUUUCAAGUAUUAUGUGCACCAUUCUUACUAAAUACUGUGUUAACUAUAUGUUUUAUGUUUUUAAGCACUGUGCAAUGUCUGACUGUAAGGCACAUUAUCUCAGGUACUCAUU
This is a messenger RNA of Doryrhamphus excisus (bluestripe pipefish), 7077 nucleotides long. Lineage: Eukaryota; Metazoa; Chordata; Actinopteri; Syngnathiformes; Syngnathidae. The record is from RefSeq and is a predicted model, not a curated record.